This is a messenger RNA of Asparagus officinalis (garden asparagus), 1196 nucleotides long. Its product is annotated as 6-hydroxynicotinate 3-monooxygenase-like. Gene Ontology annotation, molecular function: FAD binding. The transcript has 5 exons. NCBI's taxonomy places the organism in Eukaryota, Viridiplantae, Streptophyta, Magnoliopsida, Asparagales, Asparagaceae. The record is from RefSeq and is a predicted model, not a curated record. Bases 9 to 1061 code for a protein of 350 amino acids.
CUCUUUGAAUGCGCGUAGGAGUUGGCGAUAAGCUUGGCGCAAUGUAUCGUCCCGUUAAGAGAGGUUGGGUGACUAAUGUUGAGACUGGAACUACUCAAGUGACUUCUUUCACCGGGACAUCCAAAUGCGGUGAUCUGGGAGUGAGGGGACUUCAUCGCAAAGUACUAUUAGAGGCAUUAGCCGAAGAACUCCCUCCAAAUACAGUUAGAUUUUCCUCCAAGCUUGCUUCGAUUAAGACCGAGACCUUAAAAGAUUCAUCAACCGUUGCUCUUUUGGAACUAGAGGACGGGACGUUAAUCAGAGCGAAGGCAGUGAUCGGGUGUGAUGGGGUUCACUCUGUUGUGGCUCAAUGGCUGGGUCUCAGUGGGCCCAUAGAUUCAGGCCGGGCUGCGGUCCGCGGGCUUUCUGUAUUUCCGCAGGGCCAUGGGUUUGAUCAUGAAGUUCGACAGUUUGUCAAGCAGGGGAAAAGGGCUGGAUUUCUUCCUCUUAAUGAUACGGACGUUUAUUGGUUCACUACCCAUUAUGCUGCUGAAGAAAAAGAAUUGGCAGUAGGAGAUCCGCUAUCAAUCCAAAGAGAAGUAACCAACAACCUCGCCAAAUCCUUCCCUCCAGAGUUCCUCAGAGUAGUCCACCAGGCAGACCUCUCCACCCUCUCAUGGGCCCCACUCAAGUACCGGGUCCCGUGGGCCCUCGUAACGGGCCAGGCCCAUAAAGGGCCCAUAACGGUCGCUGGCGACGCCUUCCACCCAAUGACACCGGACCUCGCUCAGGGAGGUGGCGCGGCCCUCGAGGAUGCUGUCGUGCUCGCCAGAAAUCUCGCCGCUGCUGGUCUCAGCAAUGCCGAGAGGGGAGUCGAGCAGUACGUGAAGGAGAGGAGAUGGCGGGCUGUCGGUUUGAUCAUUGGCGCGUAUUUGUCGGGCUGGGUCCAACAAGGUGGACGGGCCGGGCUUUCGGGCUGGGCCGUGAAUUGGUUCAGGGACCAUGUUUUCUAUAGGUUUGUUCAGCCCAAGAUUGUGGAUUCUGUGCAGUAUGAUUGCGGGGUGCUUCCUUCAGUUGCUUGAGAUUGUUGUCUACUUAUUCUCUUUGCUAUUAAAUUUUUAUGGUCCUAGAUGAGGUCAAGAAAUUUAUUAUGUUGGUUAUGUGAGUCAUUUGUUUGAAUAAGAGGGUGGAUGUAUAGUUAAUAUUGAGUCAUGGGU